Ilyonectria robusta is the source of this 1047-nucleotide messenger RNA. RefSeq lists its product as uncharacterized. Gene Ontology annotation, molecular function: FAD binding; oxidoreductase activity. Lineage: Eukaryota; Fungi; Ascomycota; Sordariomycetes; Hypocreales; Nectriaceae. The coding region runs from base 1 to 1011 and encodes 336 amino acids. The record is from RefSeq and is a predicted model, not a curated record. The transcript is spliced from 2 exons.
AUGCAUCUCCAGGCGGUCGCAGUAAGGGUGACCAGCGCAGAAGAGGUAUCAGCUGCGAUCCGGUUUGCGACUGCCCACAAUAUCUUACUAACAGCUCGCGGCGGUGGACAUUUCACCAGCGGGGCUUCAUCAUUGGCUGGCGGGAUGGUGGAUGGGCCUGACGCGCAUGCGGAAAGUCAGCGUGGACGCGGAAGCUCGAACAGUAACCUACGAGGGAGGCUGCGUGUUCAGGGGCAUCAACUCAGCGCUCGCUGUACACAGACUGGCCACUGUCGGCGGGCUUUGCAACCAAACAGUAACCAAACAGGCGUGGGCGGACUGGUUCUUGGCGGCGGCCAUGGCUUCUUGUCUGCGCGUCACGGGCUUACUGUUGACAGCCUCGUCUCAGUCGAGAUAAUUCUAGCCGACGGGUCUAUUGCCGAGAUGUCUGAGAUCCAAAAGCCCCAUCUAUUUUGGGGAAUGUCAUAUCCAACGACCAAUACGCUCUUCAACUCAAUAUUCGAAGGACCGGGACGCAAGCUGAUGCGCUCCUGUAGCAUGCUGAUGCCGCUCGACGCCGAAAUCACUGUCGAGACCGGGCGACGACGGUUCCUUGACUUCAUCACCUCUCACAACGACAUGACAAAACCAAUCCUCGCCUUCGAGUUCUUCCCCGCGGCCGCCAUUCGGGCCACUCCGCAUGAGGCAACCGCCUUCGCCAACGGCGGCGAGCACUACCUGGGCGUCAUGGGCCUCAUGUACGACGUCGCGUCUCGUGAUGGUGAAGUUCGCGUCUUCAAGCGCGAGUUGUCUGAUUAUAUGACCACCACUUGCGGCUACGACGGCAAGCGAGCCCCAGGCGAUCCUGUACCGUUUUAUCUCAACCUGGAGCACGAGUCGAUGUCACCCGAAGACGCUUUCGGCGACCACGUCCAAAGGCUGCGCGAGCUCCAGCGCAAGUACGACGCGGAGAAUGUCUUCCACGAAUGGCAUGGCGUGAAAGUGGAACCCAAACCUUCCACUGGCGCUUAGGAGUCUUUUGAGCUCUCUGAGCACAGCCAGUCCGGG